Molecule: messenger RNA, 2114 nt
Organism: Carassius carassius (crucian carp)
Lineage: Eukaryota; Metazoa; Chordata; Actinopteri; Cypriniformes; Cyprinidae
Product: glycylpeptide N-tetradecanoyltransferase 1-like
Exons: 12
Coding region: 52-1527 (491 amino acids)
Biological process (GO): N-terminal peptidyl-glycine N-myristoylation
Cellular component (GO): cytoplasm
Molecular function (GO): glycylpeptide N-tetradecanoyltransferase activity
Source: RefSeq, a predicted model, not a curated record
GUUUCGCGGGUUGUGAGGGCGCAGGGCGAGAAUCUCACUUCCUGGUUAAAGAUGGCGGAUGAGAAUGAGACAGCACCGCAGCCGGAGAAAGAAACGGAGGUAGAAGUGGAUCACGGACACUGCAGCAACUGUGAAAAUGAAGAGCAUCACUCUGAUGACGGGGAGAAAGAGGACACAGGUGCCAAGAAGAAGAAAAAGAAACAGAAGAAAAAGAACAAAGACAAGUCUGGAGGAAAAGAUGCAGCACAGGAUCCGCUGGCCAAAUCUCUUCCUCAGGUAAACUCCCUCCCUGCGGAUAAGUUACAGGAGAUCCAGAAGGCAAUUGAGCUGUUUUCAGUGGGACAGGGUCCUGCUAAAACCAUGGAGGAGGCCACACAGCGCAGUUAUCAGUUCUGGGACACUCAGCCUGUUCCUAAACUUGGAGAGACUGUGAUGUCACAUGGCUGCAUUGAGCCAGAUAAAGAUAGUAUACGAGAGGAGCCCUACAGCCUCCCGCAGGGCUUCAGCUGGGACACUCUUGAUCUGGGAAACCCUGCAGUGCUGAAAGAGUUGUACACUCUCCUGAACGAGAACUAUGUGGAGGACGAUGACAACAUGUUUCGGUUUGAUUACUCUCCUGAAUUUCUGCUCUGGGCUCUGCGUCCUCCAGGCUGGUUGCCUCAGUGGCAUUGUGGAGUGAGAGUGGAUUCUAAUCAUAAGCUAGUUGGCUUCAUUAGUGCCAUUCCAGCCAACAUCCGCAUCUAUGAUAUAGAGAAGAUGAUGGUGGAGAUUAACUUCCUGUGUGUGCAUAAGAAACUUCGCUCGAAACGAGUGGCUCCGGUACUCAUCAGGGAGAUCACGAGACGGGUCAACCUGGAGGGUAUCUUUCAGGCGGUGUACACAGCAGGUGUGGUGCUGCCCAAACCAGUGGGCACCUGCAGAUACUGGCACCGGUCCUUAAACCCACGAAAGCUGAUUGAGGUGAAGUUCUCUCACCUGAGUCGAAACAUGACUAUGCAGCGCACCAUGAAGCUCUACCGACUGCCAGAGGCUCCUAAGACUUCAGGCUUAAGGCAGAUGACUGUAAAGGAUGUGCCAGCAGUUCACCGCUUGCUUAAUGAAUACCUGAGUCUGUUUAACCUGGUUCCCGUCAUGAGCCCUGAGGAGGUCCAACACUGGCUGCUUCCUCAGGAGAACAUCAUUGACACAUAUGUAGUGGAGAAUUCAGACGGGAAGUUGACUGACUUCCUGAGUUUCUACACUCUGCCAUCCACCAUCAUGAACCAUCCUGUGCAUCACAGUCUGAAGGCAGCAUACUCCUUCUAUAACGUACACACCACCACCACCCUGCUGGACCUGAUGGGAGACGCUCUUAUCCUUGCCAAGUCGAAAGGAUUUGAUGUCUUUAAUGCACUGGACCUAAUGGAGAACAAAACAUUUUUGGAGAAGCUCAAGUUUGGCAUUGGAGAUGGAAACCUGCAGUAUUAUCUCUACAAUUGGAAAUGUCCCAGCAUGGGGUCAGAAAAGGUGGGUUUGGUUCUACAGUGAUCUAUUCCACCAUCCAUAAUCUGUGUCUCGCAUGAGAGCGAGGCUGAUUUAUGACAUCACACACUGACCACCUUGCCAGAUGUUACCGAUGGACUUCAGGAAGGAGAAUUCACCGCCCAUUUUUAAGUUGAACUUUGAACUCUUGGACCUGCACUACUCCUCUCUCUCUCUCUCUCUCUCUCUCUCUCUCUCUCUCUCUCUCUCUUAUUCUUUCUCUGCUCAUGGACCUAAAGCCAUUGUAAUUACCAUCAUCAGAGAUGAGGAACCUUAAUCUGUUAUGAUUGUUAACAACGGUGCGUGCACACACACAUACACACACACUCAUAGGUAACACCAGACAAGCUCAUGAUGAACCCUGAUGCAUAAGUGUUGCGCUGUUCACAUCAGUAGGUUCAACUCAUUUAGUAUAAGAAGAUUUUACUCUCCGUAUUCAAUGGGAAGUGCUUUUUGCAACAAAAAUGGAUAAAAAUGUUUAUUUCAUAAGUGUUUUAGAAAAGACCAGACAAUAAUCAAAGACACAUCAAUUCCUAAAGAGAAAAAAAAAACAGCAAAUGAGAUAAUAAAAACCCCAAGUGGACAUGACAAGG